GCGUCAUCGUCUAUAAGAUUGUCCAAGUGCGCUACGCUCAGGCUCAGUCGCAUACACUCGGGAGCUAUGGCCUCUGAGCUACAAGAUGUGUCAUCGACACUUGGCCACUACAUGCUGCAAGGAUGGACACUCAGCGAUCGUAUUUGCAGCAAGCCCGGAUGCCCAGGCGUACCCCUCAUGACGAAAGCCAGUCAGCAGUUCUGUGCGAGAUGUGAUGAGCCACCCGUGGACGGACACUCCUCUCGUCCCCAGCCGAUAGCUUCGGGAUCCGUCGUGCCAACACUCGCCCACAAAAGAGCCUCCACCUCAGCCUCUGUCUCUCCCGCCCCGAGUCUGCCUGCACUGGGCGAUUUUGAGGAUCUCCGCUCAGGCGCAUCGACCCCUCCCACACCUCACUCAACUGCGCCAGGUCAGACGCACGAUGAGGAGGAGCCCGAGCUCGUGCAAUUCUCGGCGACAGAGAUAGCACUCCGGCGAGCUCAGUCUGACCGCGCAAGUGAGGCUAUUGGCCAAUUGCUCCUCAAAGGAUGGAUCAUGCUCGGCGAUGCGUGUCCUGAUACGUCAUGCUAUGGCGUUCCUCUCAUGGCUCGACCAAAGAGAGCCGCUCAGAAAGAGGGGGAGACGCCAGCGAGAGAUCCGAGAAGUUUCUGCGUCGUCUGUGAAAAGAAUUACCUUCAGGCGAGCGAUAUGGCAGCAUACGAAGCCUUCCAAGCCGGAUCGUCCGAGGCGACGAAGUCUGCGGCGACGGCAACGAGCAAAGACGAUCAGACAAGCAAGAAGAAGCGAGGGUUUGCUAAGCCUGCAGAAACGAGACCCCUUGCGAUCAGGCCCAUCGAAGACAGAGCGCGCAAGACUCAGCGGGUCGACGUGCAGCCGCAGAUGGCGCGAGAUACUCUCUCACAAGCGAGCGGUGAGCCAAGUCUGCUUGCAGCCUGCGAGGCAAUACGCGCCAAGAUCGUCCAGCAAGCAGCCUUGCUGGCCACUUACGACGACGCAGACCGGCUGAAGAGUUCAGCAGAGACGAUCUUCACUCUAGCUCGAGCGCUCGAGCAGGUUCACAAAUGUGUAUAGUCCGCGUGUGAUGUAUGUUGUGAGUAGGCUCGAUCGGGAGAAGAACAGUCAUUGAGCAAGCCUGCA
Messenger RNA from Mixia osmundae IAM 14324, 1137 nucleotides. RefSeq lists its product as uncharacterized. Bases 67 to 1071 code for a protein of 334 amino acids. The record is from RefSeq and is a predicted model, not a curated record. The transcript is spliced from 3 exons. NCBI's taxonomy places the organism in Eukaryota, Fungi, Basidiomycota, Mixiomycetes, Mixiales, Mixiaceae.